Messenger RNA from Spodoptera littoralis (African cotton leafworm), 3741 nucleotides. The record is from the annotation of a GenBank genome assembly. NCBI's taxonomy places the organism in Eukaryota, Metazoa, Arthropoda, Insecta, Lepidoptera, Noctuidae.
AUGGCAGGAUUUGCUGGACCAAUCCUUCUCAAUUAUCUUAUAAAAUUCGUUGAAGAUGAGAGUAUUGAUCAACAUUUAGGUUAUGUGUAUGCUGGAUCUUUACUAGGGGCUACUUUAAUAUCUGCCCUGUUUAAUGUGCACUUCAAUUGGUUUAUGUCGGUUGUGGGUCUAAAGAUGCGCGGCGCUAUCGUUGCGACUAUCCUAAGGAAGACGCUCAGUGUCACUUCCACAGAACUGAAUAAUGUGUUCUCUAUUGGCGAGAUCACUAACUUCAUGUCGACUGAUACGGACAGAAUUGUAAAUUCGUGUCCUAGUUUUCAUGCACUAUGGAGUAUACCUUUACAGCUCUUUAUAACAUUAUUCCUUCUAUACCAACAAGUAGGCAUAUCGUUCCUCGCUGGUGUGGCAUUCUCUAUUAUUCUGAUACCAAUUAACAAAAUGAUCGCCAAUAAAAUUGGACAACUCAGCACGGAAAUGAUGAAGCACAAGGAUUCUCGUGUUAGCUUAAUCAGCGACUUGCUGAAAGGUAUAAGAACGGUCAAGGUUCAUGUUUGGGAAGAUUACUUCAUAAAUCGAGUAUCAGAAGCACGUAGUCAAGAAUUGCGAUAUUUACGCGGUCGCAAGUAUUUGGAUGCGAUAUGUGUGGUCCUAUGGGCGACUACGCCUGUUCUCGUAGCCGCCUUCACAUUAGGCACGCACUCACUUAGAGGACUACCUCUUGACGCACCCACAGUUUUUACUACAGUAGCGCUAAUCAAUAUGUUAAUAGCACCACUGAAUGCCUUCCCAUGGGUGUUAAACGGACUGACAGAGGCCUGGGUGUCUAUAAAACGUAUACAAAAGUUGUUGGAUCUUCCAGAUAUGGAUGCAGAACUUUAUUAUGACCGUCUCAAUAAGAACCAUGAUGAAGAUAAAGUAAUAAUAUUCAAGAAUGCCACAUUUUCGUGGGCUAAACCUUCAAAAAGGAAGAGGCUACCAAAGAAAUCUAAGAAAAAUAAAGGGAAGUCUAAAAAGAGACUGUCUAGGGGUAACAUUCAAAGGCGAGAUUCAACAUCUUCGUCUGAGCAGUUAGUCCAAGAUGAGCCUUUUAUGUUGAAAGAUAUCUCAUUAGAAAUCGGUAACGAAGAGUUAAUCGGAGUAACUGGAGCCGUAGGAAGUGGAAAAACAUCACUCCUACAUGCUAUCAUUGGUGAUAUGAUCAAGAAAAGUGGGUACUUACAAAUACCUGAAAAUCUUACUAGUUUCGGAUACGUGUCCCAGAAACCAUGGCUAAUACGUGGUACAAUCCGCGAUAAUAUACUAUUCGGCAAACCGUAUGAAGAAACUAAGUUCCGGAAUGUAGUUGAUGCCUGUGCACUCACAGAGGAUUUGAACAUUAUCGGAUGGAAUGCCUACGUGGGCGAAGGUGGUUGUACGUUGAGCGGUGGACAGCGGGCGCGCAUUGCACUUGCGCGGGCAGUAUACCAGGAUAAGCAAGUGUACCUGCUCGACGAUGUGCUAGCCGGCGUGGACGGGGCGGUGUCGGCGCACAUAAUGCAGCGCUGCAUACUGGGGCUGCUGCGACAUACCACGCGCAUAUUCGUGGCGCACUCUCCGAGGCAUCUUGCCCGCACCUCAUAUACUCUGCUCAUGGAGGAUGGGCGUAUAUUGCGACAAGGUCCCCCUGAAACUAUAUUAAAUGAUAUCGAAGAGUUCAUGCCGAGUGAGUCUGAGUCGCUGGGAGAAGAGCCGCCGAGGGUACUAGAACCCGUUCAAGAUAACAACGAUACAAUUAGUAGGAACAGCUUGGAUGACGAGGAGUCAAUGUCACAGGGAACUGUUGGUUGGUGGGUCAUCGGCUUGUACCUACGGUCGGUCGGAGUGUUUCUCUCAAUCACCAUCAUACUUUCCUUAGUUCUCAUGCAACUAUCACAAAAUUUCACCUUCCUUUGGCUCACGUACUGGGUUAAAAAUAGGACUAAAAACUCCACCUCCCUUGAAGAUACUGAAUUUAUAGAACAUCCCACAGAAAAGACAAACAUUUUGGAUCACGGAGUCUUAGCUGUAGACAACGUUAUACAUACCAUCAUAAAUGCGACAAGAAUGCUUUUAGAAAAGAAAAAUGUUGAAAAUACAACUUCCCAACAAGGGCCACAGAUUGAACAACUACUACAAGACUUGAAAGCAAAUGUGACGCCGACAUACACAGAUAAUUUUUAUUUGGAAGUGUAUUUUGGAUUGGCGGGUCUGAAUUUAUUGUUUACCAUCAUGCGAGCGUUCCUGUUCGCUUAUGGCGGCGUGAAAGCGGCCACAAGAAUUCACAAGGUUUUACUGAAAGUCAUUAUCAAAGCGAAAGUGAAGUUUUUCGAUAUAACACCACUGGGUCGUAUUGUGAACAGAUUCUCAUCAGAUACUUACACAGUGGACGAUUCAUUGCCGUUUAUACUAAACAUUUUGCUAGCUCAAACAUUUUCACUAAUUGGAGCGGUGGCGGUGACGCUGUACGGGCUGCCGUGGCUGGUGGCGGGCGUGCUGCCGCUGACGUUCGUGUACUACCGCCUGCAGCGCCGGUACCGCGUCACCUCGCGCCAACUCAAGCGCUUGCAGAGCGUCACGCUCUCGCCCGUCUACACGCACUUCAGUGACACGCUAGAUGGCCAGCAGACAGUGCGCGCGCUGGGCGCGGGCGGCGCGUGGGGCGCGCGCGGCGCCGAGCUGGUGGAGGCGUGGCAGCGCGCGGCGCUGGGCGCGGCCGCCGCGGCGCAGUGGCUGGCGCUGCGCCUGCAGGCCGCCGCCGCCGCCGUCGUGGCCGCCGCCGCGCUGCUCGCCGUGCUGCAGCGGACCAUGCACGCCGCCGACCCCGGACUCAUCGGUCUCGCCAUUUCUUACGCGUUGUCAAUGACCUCCAUGCUGAGCAACCUGCUGAACUCGUUUACGGAAACUGAACGAGAAAUGAUAGCCGUAGAGCGUGUCGGCGAAUACAUCAAGACGGUGGAAAGUGAACCAAUAGAUGGUGAUUCACCACCAUACGGCUGGCCUUCACAAGGUGUCAUAGAAUUUGAAGACGUUUUCCUGAAAUAUAGCGGUCGUGAGAAUGGUGUGAUGGCUUUGAAUGGCGUGUCAUUCUCUACGCAUCCUGGCGAAAAGCUCGGUGUGGUGGGUCGCACUGGAGCAGGGAAGAGCUCCCUCCUCACAGCACUACUUCGCCUGGCACCACUCGCCCGAGGACGAAUUUUAAUUGAUGGAGUGGACAUUUCGAAACUGCACCUACACUCACUUCGGUCCCGUAUAGGUGUGAUCCCGCAGGAGCCGUUCAUAUUCUCUGGCAGUGUGCGCGACAACGUGGACCCGCUGGGCCAGUACCUGGACGCGGAGCUGUGGCGCGCGCUGGACGCGUGCGGGGCGCGCGCGCUCGUCGCCGCGCGCGGCGGCCUGCACGCGCCCGCCGCGCACGCCCUCCUGUCGCGCGGACACGCACAACUGCUCUGUGUCGUGAGGGCCCUACUGCACCGACCUAAGAUACUGCUAGUAGACGAGGCGACGGCUAACUUGGACAAUGAAGCGGAGCGUCAGAUCCUGGACGCCAUCCGCAGCUCGUUCGGUGGGUCGAGCGUGGUGCUGGUGGCGCACCGCCUGGCCGGCGUGCUGCAGUGCGCGCGCGCGCUGGUGCUGGCGGCGGGCCGCGCCGCCGACCUGCGCGCGCCCGACGACGCGCUUGCCGACCACUCCUCGCACCUCUACCAACUCGUCUACGGCUCGUAG